UCAUUCCCCACCACCCGUCCUCAUCUACAAACUAUCACAAUGGGUGUCCUUGAACAGCUCUCCCGCAAGUCCGGUGUCAUCGUUGGUGAUGACGUUCUCCGUCUCUUCAACUACGCUAAGGAGAAGGGCUUUGCUAUCCCCGCCAUUAACGUGACUUCCUCCUCCACCGUCGUCGCUUGCCUUGAGGCUGCUCGCGACCAGAAGUGCCCCAUCGUCCUCCAGGUCUCCCAGGGUGGUGCUGCCUACUUCGCUGGCAAGGGUGUCAGCAACGAUGGCCAGGCGGCCUCCAUUGCCGGUGGUAUCGCCGCUGCCCACUACAUCCGCAGCAUUGCUCCCACCUACGGCGUCCCCGUCGUCCUCCACACCGACCACUGCGCCAAGAAGCUCCUUCCCUGGCUCGAUGGUCUCCUCGACGCGGAUGAGGCAUACUUCAAGCUCCACGGCGAGCCCCUCUUCUCCAGCCACAUGAUUGACCUGUCUGAGGAGCCCGUCGACUACAACAUCCAGACCACCGCCGCUUACCUCAAGCGUGCUGCCCCCAUGAAGCAGUGGCUCGAGAUGGAAAUCGGUAUCACCGGUGGUGAGGAGGAUGGUGUCAACAACGAGGAUGUUGACAACAACUCCCUGUACACUCAGCCCGAGGACAUCCUUGCCAUCCACAACGCCCUUGCUCCCAUCAGCCCCUACUUCUCCAUUGCCGCUGGUUUCGGUAAUGUGCACGGUGUCUACAAGCCCGGCAACGUCCGUCUCCACCCCGAGCUUCUCCAGAAGCACCAGGCCUACGUCAAGGAGAAGACCAACUCCUCCUCUGACAAGCCUGUCUUCUUUGUCUUCCACGGUGGCUCCGGCUCUUCCAAGGAGGAGUACAAGGAGGCUAUCAGCUACGGUGUUGUCAAGGUCAACCUUGACACUGACAUGCAGUUCGCCUACAUGUCCGGUAUCCGUGACUACAUGCUCAACAAGAAGGACUACCUCCUGACCGCUGUCGGUAACCCCGACGGUGAGGACAAGCCCAACAAGAAGUUCUUCGACCCCCGCGUCUGGGUUCGUGAGGGUGAGAAGACCAUGUCCAAGCGUGUCCAGGUUGCUCUGGAGGACUUCAACACUGCUGGCCAGCUGUAAAAAGGUCUUGACGUUUACCUGAUGUGAUGUGCCUUCGGAAUAUGACGAAACCAGAUACCAGUACAUAAAAUGACAAUUUCUGAGAACGGCAAAAAAUAUGUUGUUUGUUUGACCGUAACCUGGAGCCAUGAUACGGGGCCCCAUUGGCUACCUCUGUGGGGAUGCUUGAUGUUGAUUGAUACGGAGUUCUGAGAGCGGUGAUGAUGCUGAUGACGAUGUAUGUAGUACUCCGUAAGUAGUCUAAAGACGAAAUAAAGUAAUGUCUGCUGUAUGAAAC
Molecule: messenger RNA, 1399 nt
Organism: Aspergillus eucalypticola CBS 122712
Lineage: Eukaryota; Fungi; Ascomycota; Eurotiomycetes; Eurotiales; Aspergillaceae
Product: fructose-bisphosphate aldolase FBA1
Exons: 5
Coding region: 40-1122 (360 amino acids)
Biological process (GO): glycolytic process; gluconeogenesis
Cellular component (GO): cytosol
Molecular function (GO): zinc ion binding; fructose-bisphosphate aldolase activity
Source: RefSeq, a predicted model, not a curated record